This is a messenger RNA of Sporisorium graminicola, 3066 nucleotides long. RefSeq lists its product as uncharacterized. Gene Ontology annotation, biological process: intracellular protein transport; vesicle-mediated transport. Gene Ontology annotation, cellular component: membrane coat. Bases 1 to 3066 code for a protein of 1021 amino acids. The record is from RefSeq and is a predicted model, not a curated record. Lineage: Eukaryota; Fungi; Basidiomycota; Ustilaginomycetes; Ustilaginales; Ustilaginaceae. The transcript has a single exon.
AUGAGUGCAGCCUAUUCGAACUCGUCGCGUGCGCUUGCGUUUCUCUCCGAGACUUCAGAGGAUGCGAUUGCUGCGCUCAAGGGCCUCGUCGGCGGCGUCGGCUCAGCCAAGUACCUCGACACUUCUGAGGAUAAGCUGUCCACCAUCGCUACCCAGAUUGACUCGAGCAGGGACGAGGACCGCAUCGCAGCACUCACGAGGAUCGUCGCUAUGGUAUCUAAGGGUCGCGACGCCUCCUCCUUCCUCCCUGCCGUCUUGAAGCUCACCUCCUCCUCCAACCUCGAUGUACGCAAGCUCGUCUACAUUGUGCUCCUACGCUACGCCAAUACCAACCCGGACUUGACGCUCCUCAGCAUCAACAGCUUUCAACGAGACCUGUCCGAUCCAAGUCCGCUCAUCCGCGCUAUGGCGCUGCGUGUGCUCAGCAGCAUCAAGGUGGUCAUGGUAUCCCCCAUCGUCAUCAUGGCUGUCACAAAAGCUUCUCGCGAUCCUAACCUAUACGUCCGCAAGAUCGCCGCUCUGGCCAUCCCGAAAUGCUACCAGAUCGAUCGAUCGCAGCUCGCCACACUCCAAGAGGUGCUAGCAACCCUACUUUCGGAUCGCUCGCCAUUCGUCUUGGGCGCUGCCCUUUCCGCAUUCCAGCGCAUGUGUGCUACCAAUUGGUCGCUACUCCACCAGAACUAUCGAAGAAUCUGCCAUGCGCUUUCCGACAUGGACGAGUGGGGCCAAGUCGUUGCGCUUCAAGUCUUAUCGCGCUAUGCAAGAGCGAACCUCGUCCAACCCAAGUCACGGAUUGAGACUGCUCUUAGUCCUAAGGCUUCCGCUCUCAGCUCCCAGGCGCCAUCAGCUGCUAGGACGCCUGAAAUAGCACCAAAAUCCGAGCCUGACAGUGGAAAGAAAAGCGAUGUCGAUGGUCUCGAGGAAUUCCUUACAAGCGAUGCGGCCAGCCCGAUUGCUCCCGUCAAAGGUUCGACUUCGGAAACGGCAUCAACGCGCGUUGUCCCGACCUCUGGCCCGUCAUUGGACCUCGACCGCGACCUCGAGUUGCUGCUUAGCAAAUCGCAUGGGCUGCUGCACAGUCGGAACCCCGCCGUUGUGCUUGCUGGCGCACGAGCGAUCCUCUACCUUGCGCCUGCUUCCGAUCACGUCAUGCUCGUGAGGCCACUCGUGAGACUACUCCGAUCCACACCAGACGUCAGUUACUUGGUCUUGCUCAACAUCCUCGCCAUUGCACGCCAGAAUGGCUCGCUCUUCGCACCUUACGUCACAUCCUUCCUUCUGGGCGCAUCGCACGAGGAGCCCAUCUUCUUGUCGCUCCUGAAGCUCGAUACUUUGGUCGUCGUCUGCAAUCUGGGAAACCUAGACCUGGUGCUGACAGAGGUAGCAAGUCAUCUGCGAUCCGCUGAUGCAGGCAUCGCCGCGCACGCCGUCUCGUGCCUGGGCGAGCUGGCUCUCAGAAAGGACCUGGACGCUAGCUCCAGGUGCCUCGCCAUUCUGCUCGACCUGCUUCGCAAGCGCAAAACAGGACCUCGGAUUCAUGACUCGACCAUUGCGCGAGCGGUACUGGCGAUCAAGAACCUCUUGCAACUUGCUCAGGAAUCAGACGCUGCAGAAGGAACUGUCGAGCCCAGGAGGACUUCUGCCAUCGUGUAUCGUUUGGCAGCUUUGCUCUUCGGCACCGCCUCCAAGAGCGUAUCUUCUUCUUCUGCCGCUGGAGCAGAAAAGCAGAAACGUCGAACGAAAGCAAAAGUGGUCGGCAAAGGUGCCAUCCUUCACCCUGACGCAAGAGCAAGCAUCUUGUGGCUGCUCGGUCAACAUGCGCGCCAGUCCGUCUCGGUCUCCGACAAGAGCAUGUCUUCACUCCCGAAAGCCUCGACUCAAGAGACCAAGACGCUCGCCGAGCUCGUGGUGCCCGACAUCCUUCGGCAGUGUGCGCUCAACUUUGCCAACGAAUCGUCCAUCGUCAAGCUGCAAAUCCUCGCCACGUCGAGCAAAGUCUUUGCGUUUUUACCUACCGUGCUCAGUCCAACGCCAUCACUGGACGAGGGACAGCAGGGCAAGUCGGAGCGUCUCAUGUCAACCGUGACUGUGCUGCACUUUUAUCUGCUCAAGCUGGCUCGGUACGAUGCCGACUUUGACGUGCGCGAUCGCGCACGUUUCUUGAAGGGACUGACUGCACCGCUCACUGCGCAGAAGAAGUCGAAUAGCGUCGGCGGCGGCGACGGUGGGGAAGCCGAGGAUGCUUCGAAGACAGAAGAAGCGAUAACGCAAGUUGAUACCAUCCAAGCAGCCAUCGAGACCGCGGCACGCACCAUUGGAGAAAGCACAACCGAGGAUGGAGAUGCAGACCUAAAGGGUGUACGUCUGCGAAGGGAGCAGGUCAUCCACGUCUUAUUCGAGGGCAAGGGUGCGUCCCACACCACGACAACCAAUAGUAUAGACGCGUCAGGCCGAUCUUUCAACAAGACCGACGACGGAUCUCCGACCUCGCCCGCCAGCGGACCCGUCAACGGCCCGGAGAUUGCUUCGCUCUCCCUGGUGCUGGGAGGAAAGCUCAUCAAAGGCUGGCUAGAUACCACCCUUACCGAAUGGACCACACAGCCGACGCCUUCCACAAUGCGCGAACCACCUGCUGUUUCCCCUCCCACCCACCCCACGCUUCAAAACACCACGCUGGCCAAUCUGAAAUCCUUCUCGUCCUCCGACUUUGCCGCGUCACCCCACGGUGCUGCAUCUGCCUCACCGAUCGUACUGACACCGGGCAAAGGCAAUUCGACUCCCACCUCGCGCGGCAGCGCAACUCCAAUCGAGCUGGAGGCGAACACCACCUCGGCGCAGGCGCUUCAAAAGUACAAGGACCUGGAUUCGUUUUUGGAUGAGAGCGACGAUGACGAACAGGACAUGGCGGGUGGAGCCUAUCUCGACGAUCCGGCUCCUGAAGAUGAUGACUUUCGCGCCAACGACUGGGACGAAGAAGACGACGAGGAUGAGCUUGAGGAGGAGGAGGAGGAGGAGGACGAUGACGAGGAGGAAGAGACCAGUUCUGAGGAGGAUGCUAGUGAGUGA